This is a messenger RNA of Trifolium pratense (red clover), 700 nucleotides long. Its product is annotated as transmembrane emp24 domain-containing protein p24delta9-like. Lineage: Eukaryota; Viridiplantae; Streptophyta; Magnoliopsida; Fabales; Fabaceae. The record is from RefSeq and is a predicted model, not a curated record. Gene Ontology annotation, cellular component: COPII-coated ER to Golgi transport vesicle; Golgi apparatus; endoplasmic reticulum-Golgi intermediate compartment. Gene Ontology annotation, biological process: intracellular protein transport; Golgi organization; endoplasmic reticulum to Golgi vesicle-mediated transport. The transcript is spliced from 4 exons. Bases 62 to 700 code for a protein of 212 amino acids.
UAAUCCCUCUUUACCCUUCCAAUUCAAAAUUCAGCCAAACUAAGAACAUUUCAUUGUUGCAAUGUUCAAUUCAAUUCUUCUUCUCAUUGCUAUUGUCCCUGCAUUGUUUUUUAGCUUUGUGAAUUCAAUGCGGUUUGAACUUAAAUCAGGUGAACCUAAAUGUAUCACUGAGGACAUCAUGAGCAAUGCCAUGACCGUCGGUAAUUACUCCGUUGUUAAUCCCAAUGAAGGUUCUCCAAUUCCUGAUUCUCACAAGAUAACUGUCAGGGUCCGUUCACCUUAUGGGAACAAUUACCACUUUGGUGAGCAUGUAACUUCCGGUAAUUUUGCAUAUACUACGGUUGAAGCCGGUGACCAUACAGUUUGUUUUUCGGUGUUGGAUCAUGAACCAUCAAUAACUGUGAACAUUGAUUUUGAGUGGAGGACUGGGAUUUCUGCCAAGGACUGGUAUAAGAUUGCAAAAAAAGAUCAUAUUGAAGUAAUGGAAUCUGAAAUACAUAGGUUGUACCAAAUUGUGACAUACAUCCACGACGAGAUGUAUUAUCUUCGAGAGAGGGAGGCAGAGAUGCAAGAACUUAACAUAGCUACUGAUAAUAAGAUGUUUAUCUUCAUUUUCCUUUCAAUCAUAGUUUGUUUGUCUGUUGCUGGUUCACAACUAUGGUAUUUGAAGGUAUUCUUUGAGAGGAAGAAGGUUCUUUAA